UUUACCUGUUAAUCUAUAUAUUUCUCCUUUUUCCCCCCUUCUCUUUCUAGGUUGUCAUUCUAUUCUGGACAUUCUUCCUUUGCGAUGUACUGCAUGUUGUUUUUAGCGCUCUACAUUCAGGCCCGGCUGGUUGGCAGAUGGGCUCGGCUGCUGCGCCCGACUCUCCAGUUCUUUCUCCUCUGCUUCGCCAUCUACGUGGGCUACAGCCGAGUGUCGGACUACAAGCACCAUUGGAGUGAUGUGCUGGUUGGCCUUUUGCAGGGAGGACUCAUCGCUAUUCUUACGGUCCGCUACAUCUCCGACUUCUUCAAGGAGAGGCCCCAGUCACCGUGUGCCGAACAGGACCUCGGGCGUAAACCCAGCAUCCCCCUGCCGCUAAGCGAGUCGGAGUGUAACCACUGCAACUAUCGUGUCCCUGUGUGAACGGGGCGAUUUUGAAUUGUUUUCAUUUCAGCAGCGAACACGUAAUCCACAUCCCUCCUCCUCCGAUGCAUUUCUACUUUUGAACUUGUCCAACGAAGAAGGGAAAACUGGGAGAUUUCCCCCCCCCCUCUUUCGUUCUUCUUUUUCGUUCGUUUUUUUAAACCCUUUUGUUUAUUUUUUUUAUCACACCCGAUGCUACUGCACAGCACAAACACAACACAAGUUUGACACUUGGAAAAAGCCUGCCUCACCGCCACAUAAGCCGGGGCAGAAUCUGAAAAUGUUCAAAUCUUUUUGUUCUCUUGUUGGAAGACUUCUGGACAAAUUCUUUUCCGCGUAGGGGGUAAAAAUCACACACCGGUGUUGUGUAUAUUCCACUCGAUGGCCGGCAUUUUAUCUGGACUUCGCUCUUGGCUUUGCAAAAGUUUGCAACUGCUUGCUUUGAAAAAGUUAGUGGGUGUCUCAUAAUCCCUCUCCCCAAAACUUUGGAAGGAUUCCCGAGGAAAGGCACCGAAAUUGGUGUUUUUUUUAAACACCUUUGAGUGUUUUUCUGACAUUUUCCUUUAAUUUAGUACUUUUUAUAGGGGCCCAAUGGGGGAUCGAAAAGGGAUUUGUGUUUGAAUGCAGACAAACUGUCUGAAAUGACUUGGGGUUUGAAAUAUUUGAUCUGGGGUGUCCAAUCUUGGCAACAUUGAAAACCCGUGGACUUCAACUCCCAGAAUUCCCCAGCCAGCCAUGGAAUUCCCCCCCCUCCCAGCCAGGAAUUCUGGGAGUUGAAGUCCACGGGUCUUCAAAGUUGCCAAGUUGAAUAUCCUAGAUUUUCUCCAUAAAAAGCAAAUUGUCACCCAGAUAAUAUCUUAAAAUUUAGUCUGGGUUGAGCGACCAUAAGAAGUACCAAUACUGGAUAUCACUGACGUUUAUUAAACUGCUAAAAUGAGGCGAGGGAGUCCUAUCUCUCCAAUAUCAAAUUUUUGUACAGGUGGGUUUGUAUUUCCCGAUGGAUAAAAUCGAGCAAGAUUGAAUAAAAUUGAAACGGACUUUUUAAGUCA
Molecule: messenger RNA, 1472 nt
Organism: Thamnophis sirtalis
Lineage: Eukaryota; Metazoa; Chordata; Lepidosauria; Squamata; Natricidae
Source: RefSeq, a predicted model, not a curated record